Argentina anserina (silverweed cinquefoil) is the source of this 409-nucleotide messenger RNA. RefSeq lists its product as uncharacterized. Lineage: Eukaryota; Viridiplantae; Streptophyta; Magnoliopsida; Rosales; Rosaceae. The transcript has 2 exons. Bases 14 to 409 code for a protein of 131 amino acids. The record is from RefSeq and is a predicted model, not a curated record.
UAUUAGUGAAGCAAUGGAUCUAGUGUGUGAGCUAAGUAAAAAAAUAAUUAAGCCAGAGGAUCCUGAGUUCAAUGGUGUUGCACCGGAGAUAAUGAGGGAUAGAAGAUAUUAUCCAUAUUUUAAGGAUUGCAUUGGGGCUAUUGAUGGAGUGCAUAUUCCUGCUUCAAUUUGCGAUGACGAAAAAACUCCAUACAUUAAUAGGAAAGGAUUUCCAUCACAAAAUGUUAUGGCGGUAUGCAAUUUUGAUAUGCAAUUUAUCUUUGUAUGUGCGGGUUGGGAAGGGUCAGCUCAUGAUACAAGAGUAUUACAAUCGAUUCUUCGAAAUCCUAAUAUGAACUUUCCUCAUCCUCCACCAUGCAAUAUAUUUAAUUUUAGUCAAAAUUUUCAUUUUAAUUCAUGUUUCAAAUGA